Messenger RNA from Necator americanus (New World hookworm), 264 nucleotides. RefSeq lists its product as uncharacterized. The record is from RefSeq and is a predicted model, not a curated record. The coding region runs from base 1 to 264 and encodes 87 amino acids. NCBI's taxonomy places the organism in Eukaryota, Metazoa, Nematoda, Chromadorea, Rhabditida, Ancylostomatidae. The transcript has a single exon.
AUGGAUACGAAAAUGACUGCAGAGAUUCCUAUAUCUGAGGUGAAGCUGAGACCAACCGAAACUCGAAAGGACUUCAUGGACGAGUUAAAAGCUCGUGCGAAAAGUGCAAGUACUUCAGAAGCUACUACGCCCAUGUCAUCGUCGUGGAAGAGUGUAGCUGAUGAGAAGGAAAACACAUUUACAAAACAAAUGUCUCUCAUUCGAACGGCUGUUAUGGAGUCAGCUAAGGCAGAACGAUUGCUUAACAGCUUGAAAAGAAGUUAA